GUCGCAAUAUGCCUCCUCCUCCAUCAAAACCCAACGAACCGGUGGAUUGGCCAAUCCCAAAAUUCAACCUCCGAGUCGACGAUUUAUCUCAUUCAGGUGUUUCUUUAUUCUUCCGAAACGUCGAGGCUCUUCCUGCGCUGAAAGAUGCCGUCCUAUCGUCCUUCAAAUGGCUCUACAGUACCCCUGACAAGGUACCCACCAAGUAAGAACCGUCUGCUCUCGGGACUCUGGUUCCUUAUGGUUCAUAAAGUGUCAAGUCAAUACUCUUGGUUUUGAGACCUAUGGAAGGGGUUGCAUAUACCUGUGGAAGCGCAAGUGAGAAAGAGAUCCAUCUUUCAUUGGACCACAUCAAGAAUUCGGAAGCCCGAGCGAAGGAAGAGAUCCUGGGUGUUAUCACACACGAAAUCGUACAUUGCUAUCAGUACGAUGCAAGGAAGACGUGUCCUGGAGGUUUAAUUGAAGGCUUUGCAGAUUAUGUUCGCCUACGUUCUUCACUGGACCCACCUCACUGGAAACGAAAUGGGGGAGAUAAACACAAAUGGGACGCCGGAUACGAAACCACUGGAUAUUUCCUCGACUGGAUCGCACGCACGCACGGUGAGGAUAAACUACGUGGGUUGAACGAACGUAUGAAGGAUGCGAAAUACGACGAGAAAAUGUUCAUUGAAGUGACGGGGAAGUCGGUACACGCUCUCUGGAAAGCUUAUUCUCAUGAAUUGGAUAUCCCCGUCCCUCCCCCUCCCCGACCCAGGAAUCCGACGACGAAUUGGCCGGAACCGCAGUUAAAUUUUCGCGUCGAAGACCUCGAAGAUCCAGGAGCCAAAAUUUUCUUUGAACAUAUCAACCCGAUCACAGCUCUGAAAGAGGCAAUGGCCUCGACAUUCAAAUGGCUCUACGCGGAACCCGAAAAAGCUCCUAAUGAUGUCGAUUCUAUAUUACUAGUUCUGCGAGCUAUGGAUGGAACAGCAUAUACCACCGGUUCCUGGGCGAAGGAAAUCCAUAUCUCUCUGAACCACAUCAAGAAUUCGGAGAAGAGAGCUAAAGACGAAAUUCUGGGGGUUCUAACACACGAAAUGGUCCAUUGUUGGCAAUAUAACGCGAAAGGGACGUGUCCGGGAGGCUUGAUAGAAGGUGUUGCUGAUUUCGUUCGCCUUCACACAUCCUUAGCUCCGCCCCACUGGAAACGCAGUGGUGGAGAGAACGACAAAUGGGACGAUGGAUACGAGAAAACUGGAUACUUCCUUGACUGGAUUGGGCAGAGUAAAGUCCGUGAGCUGAAUGAACGCAUGAAAGACGUAGAGUACGACGAAGAAGCACUAUUCGUCGCUGUGGCUGGUAAGACAGUCGCUCAGCUGUGGAAAUCAUACUGCGAAGAGGUGGGAAAGGGCAAUGGAGCUACUGUUUGACUUUGUUCGCCUUA
This is a messenger RNA of Marasmius oreades (fairy-ring Marasmius), 1420 nucleotides long. RefSeq lists its product as uncharacterized. The record is from RefSeq and is a predicted model, not a curated record. The coding region runs from base 282 to 1406 and encodes 374 amino acids. The transcript has 5 exons. NCBI's taxonomy places the organism in Eukaryota, Fungi, Basidiomycota, Agaricomycetes, Agaricales, Marasmiaceae.